CUCACACUAAGCAAUCAUGGAGGUGUACGCGUAGGCGUGCGUGGAACAGUAAACAAGCACAUAAACACAAACUUCGGUAGGUUCGCAUAUAUUCCUUGGAUCGGUGCUGGACCCCCCUCCGUGGCAGGCUCAACGCGCCAAGGGCGGCGCCGGAGGCGCCGCCAGGAGGCCCAGCGUAGAGUCAAAAACUCCGCGAGGAGCUCGUACAAUCAUGUUUGUGUUGAUUCGUCUUCUUCCACAUCCCAGGCGAUCAGCAGUGGACGGCUAAUGCUUGAGUCUGCAGAGACAUCUCAAAGAGGACUGGACCUCGCGGAUGCCAGCGGCACCCAUGAAGGCGCCCUGGCGCGAAGCUUCUGGAUUGCCGAACAGCCAAUGUGCCUCUGGCACGACGUGGAGCGCCCGAAGGCUCGCAGCUGCGUUGCUGCUGCAGCCGAGCCCGCCAAGAGGCUCCGAGGAGGCGUCAGUCCACAAGAGGCCCAAAGAGGCGCCCAAGAUUAACUCGACCCCCAACGCUUGCACUGGCAGGGGGCGCAGCCGCCAUCUCGGCAGCCUGCGCGCCUCUGCGGCCGGGGGCGAUUAUAUGGAGGGGGGCGUCCGCGAGAGGGGUGCGCAGCUCGUGGCCCGAGGCGCGUGCUCGGCCCAGGGGGGGGGCCACGGGCGAGUGGAGCCCGCGCAAGACCCUGCGAGCCAGCAGACGCCGACGCCGGCGCUGCCCUUCCCGAGCGCCCGAGGCCCCUCAGACGGCGAGCAGCGCCGACGAGAAGCAGACCGGGCCUGCGGUCACCGGCCGGCGUGUAUAGGCGGCCAGCAGCAGCGAGCCGAGGUCAACGGCUCCUCCCUCGCCAGCCGCCGUCCAGUCGGACUCCGCCGGCGCCGGUGCGCCCGGACGCGCCCAGACAGGCCGGGCAGGCUGGCACUGCCUGAAUCGAAGGGCACUGUGGGCACGCGGGGCAAGGAGGUGCCGUCGGGCAGGCAGCAAAGUGUAAGUGAGUGACGCCUCCCACGCCCACUGGAGCGCCUGAACCCACAUCUGCGGCCGCACGGGGCUGGCCACGGAAAAAUAUAGAGCCAUGACAUUGUACGGAC
Prorocentrum cordatum is the source of this 1086-nucleotide messenger RNA. NCBI's taxonomy places the organism in Eukaryota, Dinophyceae, Prorocentrales, Prorocentraceae. The record is from the annotation of a GenBank genome assembly.